Ornithodoros turicata is the source of this 1859-nucleotide messenger RNA. RefSeq lists its product as uncharacterized. NCBI's taxonomy places the organism in Eukaryota, Metazoa, Arthropoda, Arachnida, Ixodida, Argasidae. The coding region runs from base 289 to 1020 and encodes 243 amino acids. The transcript has 9 exons. The record is from RefSeq and is a predicted model, not a curated record.
CAGUUUAUCCAAUGGGUUGAAGACCUGUGCCAACCACGCGCUUACCCACAGCUGUUCUCUCCAUGUGAAGACUUGGGAAUCGUCCUCGCUCAUGCUGAGUACAACGACUUGGCUACAUGCUACUGCUGUGGUACAACGGUGGAAAGCAGGCGGCUAAGUGGUGACCCUUCCGUUGGACACUGCAAUGUCUCCCCCAUUUGCUCUAUCAUCGGGAACUUUCAUGGGGCUUCGCUCGGCGUGAAAGUCGCACAUCCAAAACACCUAGCACGGCUUGCAGAAAAAGGCCGCAUGCAAGCCACUGAGGUGCAACGAAACCUACUGCGUGGGUUGCUCGACGAGUUCGACAUUGCAGAGUACGCGAAGCAAGGCAUCGACAUCGGUGUUCUGUACGUUGCGGCUGCACACCUGCGACCCGGUGCCGAAAAAUCUGACUUAAUACAGGAGAUCGAUCAUCUCAUGCGGAAGAGAUGCGACUCCGUAUAUCCCUCCACUGUGAACGGACACCACAAUAACCGAAUCAUACGAACAGUUGAUUUAAGGAAGAAACAAGUUGUGGAUGGACGCGCACUAUUGCCAGGGUCUAUGAUUGACCAGCAUGCGCCACCUGAACGGGGAGCACCGGACGAAACGUGUCCAGUCGUUGCAGGUCCAUCAGCUCCAUCAAAAUACCCAGAAUUUGCGGACCUGGAGGAUAGCAUGGACACCUUCAAUGGCUUCCCUUUCCGACCUGGAUGCACGAUGAACCCUCACGAUACGGCGCAAGCCGAGCCGUUUUCAACAGGGCAAAAUGGCGAAACCAAGUGCUUCAAUUGCAGUUGGGCACAUCGCUUAUCGGAGCCCGGCGACGUGCAACUGGAGAGGCAUGCGUUGCGGAACACUGAAUACGAACACGCCAAGAGCCAAUACGAAGAUCCGCCGCCGGAUUCUGGCAUUGGAGGUCUGGAAAGAAAGGCUUCGUCGCCAUCCUUGGAUAACAACGUAGACGAUGACUUCGGUGACGAUAUGAAAAGCGACGCAUAAGCUGUAGGUAACACGCCGUACUGCGUAGAAGAAACACUAGCAAUACAACAACGAACACUCUGUCGUCACUACAUGCUCACAUGCUCUGCGUGCAGUGUAGAGCCUUCUCAGUUGUAUAUUGAAAGAAGACUGUACUAUGUAUACAACUACAGUGCGAAAUCAACUCCAGCGCAAAGCAUAUAUCCAAGCUUAUAUCUCUAAUCAAGGUGACAGAAUUGUAUAAAUAUAGCCUAAUUAUAACCUAAAAGCGCAUGCAUUCUAAAAAAAAAACUUAAUUUUCAUAAUCUGAUCAAACUGGUGAAAGAUGAACACUAUAUAGAUAAUAACGAACUUCAUGAACACGUAGACGGUGCGUGGGAAGACAGAGAGAGGGCGAAUAGGGAAUUGAGGACAAAGUGAGUUGAAGGAAGGUCAGAGAAGCCGCUUGAAGGCCGGGUGGAUACAUACAGGACGGCACACUAAUACAAUUGCCCACACUCUGUAUGGCCAAUGAUUCUCACAAAAGACGUUUUCGCCUGUCUGGUUCCCACACCAGCACCGCCGUCUGGGACCAUAGGGGUUGACAAUUAUUACAGAGUCUUGGUGGUCCGACAAAUUUGAAUCUGGCUUCUUUUUUUUUUUUUGGGAGGGGGGGGGGCUGACCUAUGUAUACAAAGCCACAAGCUAACGGAAUGAUUUUUUUUUUUUGCACAUGGAACAAAGUUUAUGGUUCUGUGUUCAACAUUACAUCCAGACUCUGUUUCGAAAAAAGACGUUAAACGAUCUAACCUGAAGUUGUUCCUGAAGAGGAGACGGACUCCCAUCGCCUUCGACAUAGCGGGGGGGUAACGUUGGUAGAC